GUGUGUCCAAGAUGGCGGCUAACUCCAUUGAAAGGAUGGGGCUGCUGUCUGUGCUCUGUGUGUCUCUGUUUUUCAGCAGCGCAUUUGCUGUGGAUCGGGGAAGCUUUAAAACUUGUGAUCAGAGUUCCUUCUGCAAACGUCAGCGGGCGCUCAAACCCGGUCAGUCUCCAUAUCGAGCUCUUCUGGACACUUUGGAGCUCAGUGACUCACGACUGACCCUCCAGCUCAUCAAUGAUAACAACAAGGUUCACCUGCUGCUGGAGCUCUACAGACUGCAGGGCAAUAUGACUCGGGUGAAGAUAAAUGAGCUGAAGCCUCUGAAGCCACGCUUUGAGGUGCCAGAUGUGCUCAUAGCAGAUCCUCCGACUGAGCCCCGAGAGUCAGAGGCUGAUUGUGAGCGCUCGUCCCUUUCGACUGACAUCAUGGAGGGGCCGGAGGUGCUGCUGUCCCUCAACUCUCGCGGCCUUCUAGCCUUUGAGCAUCUGCGGCUCCGUAAGGACCGUAAGGCAAAGCUCAACCAGACGGUGCUGAAGUUAAAGAAAGCGCAGAAGCAGAUCAGCAGCAAGAUGAAGGAGAAAAGGCAGAUGAAGAUGGAGAGAAUGAUAAAGAUGAAGACGGUUUGUGGGAUGAGUCAUUUAAAGCUCAUGCAGAUACCAAACCAAACGACCGUGUUUGGUAAGAUGCUGGACUUUGUUCAAGGCUCCAGUGAGACGCCACAGACAGACGUCCGCUGGAUCUCUGAGAGCGGCAUCAUUGAUGUGUUUAUCAUGCUCGGGCCCAAACCAUCAGACGUUUUCUCUCAGUAUGCCUCUCUCGCAGGCACACAGUCCUUCCCUCCCCUUGCCAGUCUGGCGUAUCACCAGUGCCGCUGGAAUUACAAUGAUCAAGACGAUGUGAAGUCUGUGGACGAGGGUUUUGACCAGCAUGACAUCCCUUAUGACUUCAUCUGGCUGGACAUUGAGCAUGCAGAUGGCAAGCGCUACUUCACCUGGGACCCACACAAGUUCCCUGAGCCAAAAGAGAUGCUGCAGGGCCUGAUGGACAAGAGACGCAAGAUGGUGGCUAUAGUUGAUCCCCAUAUCAAGGUGGACAGUGGCUACAAGAUCCACAAUGAGAUCACUAAUAGAGACUUCUACGUUAAGAACAGUGAUGGUAGAAAUUAUGAAGGCUGGUGCUGGCCAGGAAACUCUGGUUAUCCAGACUUUACCAAUCCAGAAAUGCGGACCUGGUGGGCCAGUAUGUUCUCUUAUGAUCAAUAUGAGGGCUCAAUGGAGAAUCUUUUCACCUGGAAUGACAUGAACGAGCCGUCCGUGUUUAAUGGUCCUGAAAUCACGAUGCAUAAAGAUGCUCUACAUGGAAAAUGGGAGCACAGAGACGUACACAAUAUCUAUGGACUUUAUGUGGUGAGGAAAUAUACCAGAACUCAAAAUAUAGAUCCUCAAGAGCUGGCUUUAGAAAUCAAGGCUUUCAUCAGCGGAGUCGACCAGACACAAGGACGUAAACUCAGCGUACGGGAUCAUGCUCGCUGUGCAAUACGCCUCCUUCGAACUGUCCCAGCCUGCCGUGAAGCCGUCUUGGAGCAUUUAAGGGGAGUGUAUGAUGAAUACGUUGCAUCCUUUCUACAGGACCUGGAGGCAGAGGGGGAAAAUGGUGGUAACGGUGUGAGUGGAGGAAGCAGUGCCAGCAUAUCAAAUUUAGAGGAUGUUAUUAAAGAAGUCCACGCAGUCCUCUCUGAAUUUAUCAAGCUUAGUCCUAAAGCUUGGGCUCCCCUUGUGUCCAGCUGGGCUGUAGACCUCCUUGGUCAGCUUAGCAGCAAGCAUGCAGGACGCCGGGCCGCUCCUCACUCGUCCAGCCUGAAUGAGCUGCUGCAACUUUGGAUGUCAUGUGCAGCCACUCGCUCACUAAUGGAGUGCUACUCUCAGUGUCUAGCGGCCAUGUUGGCCUGGUGUCCCGAUGCAUGUGUGGGCUUGUUGGACACCUCAGUCCAGCACUCUCCUCAUUUUGACUGGGUCGUCGCCCAUAUUGGUUCUGCUUUUCCUGGUACUAUCAUUAGCAGGGUUUUAGCUUGUGGUCUCAAAGACUUCUAUGCACACGGAUAUUCCUCUGCUGAGAAGAUCAACCAACAGCAAGCAAUAGACAAGAGUAGUAGAGUCCCUAAAAUAGGCUCAGUGGUUGGUAUCCUUGGACACUUGGCCUCUAGACAUUCAGAUAGCAUCAAGAAAGAGCUUCUUAGGAUGUUUCAGGACAGUCUGUCUGUGCCUCCACAAAAUGUACCUCAGCAUACAUCUGGAGCGGGUGGAUGGGAGAAUUCCCCUCAUCUUCGUAGGGCAACUGUACCAUUCCUGCUUCAACUGGCUGCUCUUUCCCCAACUCUCCUUGGUGCCGUUUCUACAGAGCUUGUUGAGUUUCUCAGACCACCUGUCCUAAUUCAACUGCAAGCCCAAUUCCAGGCUUUGCCCCGGGAAGAGCUUGAGAAUAUGUUGGGUCUAGCUGUGCACCUCAUAAGCCAAAGCCCUUCAGGUGGAGCAAAAGUGCUGAAGUUCCUUGCAGACACAGCAACGCCCUCUUCAGUGAUCAUAUCAGGUCCUACGCCAUCUCCCCAUGAUGGUAUUCGAGAAGCCUGUGACCGAUUACUGCAAAUGCUUCUGCUGCAUCUUCACAAGCUGGUGCACAACCGACCAGACGGUGAUGAACCUUUUCCACAGUCGUCUUCUUCUCCGGCAAUGCCGCAAGUGAUCCCAUUUCUUGAAGAGCUCCAGGCUCACAUUGCUGAUCUGUGUGCUGAAACUCUUAGACUUGAGCGGAAGCGGCACCUUUGGUUGCACCAGCUCCUUUGUCUGCUUUCAGUGUAUGGCGGCCCAAGCAUAGCCACUGAAGCUUUAUGUCAGCUCUUCACUCAAGCCCGAAAUCCAGAGGAGCUUGCGUUAGCCUCGCAAUUAUACACCCAACUUUCCACUUCACUUUGUGGAUUACUACCCUCAACAGUAGCCCGCUGUGUUGCUCAGAUCCACACACAAACUCUUGAAAUUAAAGAGUUAGCUCAGCUACUGAAUAACCUGGCUACUGCAGUACAGAGUCAAGAGGAGGAAGGAAAAAACGGAGGAGGUACAACAACUACAACAGGUAGUUUAGCACAGUCUUCAAUGGCUUCGGAAGUCAGAGUUGCCGUUUCCAGCCACCUUCAGGAUUUCUGUCCACUACUUCUGCAUGGGGAUUCACUGGUAUCCAAAGCAGCUGUCAGACUUCUCUCAUGUAGCCAGCUUCCCCGAGCAUGCUCUCCAGCUCAUCUGUUGCGCAUAUGUAGAGCUGCGGUGUCGCACUUCUUUGUGUGUUUACGGGAACAAGCGAAGAGUCCUAAUUCAGGCCAAGAGGAAGUAGGCUACUCCAGGCGACUCUUAUCACGUCUUGCGGCUUAUUCUCCUUUGUCGCAAAAAGCUGUGCUUCAACAACUGGUGGAGGGAGCUCUACACAAAGGCAACCAAGAUUUAUUUGGAGGUCUGCAAGAAAAUCCGAGUGAUGAUGCCACACAGUCCCAAAACCUUGUCCCAGACUUGGGCAUCUCCCUAUUGGAUGUCAACCGCAAAUUUGGCACGUCAGUUAACUUCUCUGGUAAUGUGUGGUCUGUUUUCCAUGCUGGAAUAAUCGGAAAGGGUUUGAAGCCUCCAUACACUCCCUUUCAUCCUGACCCAGAUCGAGUCAGUCAGAAUAUACAGACCUUGCUUGCGGUCAUGGUUCAGUGCUGCAGCUCAAGUGGAGGAAACCCUACUGGUUCUGCUGGGAGUACUGGUAGUGAACCUAAUGUUUCAGAUAAACUCCCACCAAUCAAUGCUGAAGCUGCAAAGGUAAUUGCCGUAACUCUUGUGGAGAAUAUAUGCACAGAUGUGGCAAAUGGAGAACUUUCCUGGCCUCCAGAGGAACAUGCAAAAACCACAGUUGAGCGAGAUAUACACAUUCGUCGUUGCUUUGAAAAAACCCCAGUGUUAUUUCACCUUCUCCAUGUGGUCGCAGCCGGACGUCCAGCUCUGUGCUAUUGCUCUGUUAUUUUAAGGGGUCUACUGUCCACCUUACUGGCUCACUGGGAGUCCUCAAGGGAGCCGUCAGUGUCUGACUCCCCCUGGCACCUUCAGACCUCCUGCUGGCUUGUAUCAUGUAUGGGCGAAGGUCAGCUACUUCCUCCAGUCUUGAGUAACAUCAAUGAGGUCUUCCCUCACCUCUCGCCCUUUGAAGUUCGACUGCUGCUGCUGGGCGUAUGGGAGUAUAUGCGAGGGAACAGCCCGAUGCCACAGAAGUUCACCUUCUGUGCUGACCAGGGACUUUUCUUUCGGGACUUUUCACGUGAUGGAGAUGUUGCUCGCUAUAUUGCGCCCAUCCACAGUGUUCUGCAUAAAAACAUUGACCGAUUGGGACACUUGUGCUGGAGGUUUCAAGUUUGAUGAAAAAU
Molecule: messenger RNA, 4441 nt
Organism: Danio aesculapii
Lineage: Eukaryota; Metazoa; Chordata; Actinopteri; Cypriniformes; Danionidae
Product: integrator complex subunit 5-like
Biological process (GO): snRNA 3'-end processing; carbohydrate metabolic process
Cellular component (GO): integrator complex
Molecular function (GO): hydrolase activity, hydrolyzing O-glycosyl compounds
Source: RefSeq, a predicted model, not a curated record